GCGCGUGUGUGUAUGUGUGAUGUAGGCAGAGAAAAAGUGUGUGUGUGCUUGCGUAUGUAUGUGUAUGUGUGAUGGAGGCAGCAAAAUAUCACAUGUGUGGGUGUUUGGAGAGGGAUGGAGAGGGAGAGAAAAAGAGAGAGAGAUGCAAUGGGAAUAGAAGAAUCCAAGCUGACAGCUUCCCUAAUAGAGCAUGAGUAACUCGGCUAGAGAAGCAGGGAAGCGUUGGAUUGCAGCAGAAUUUUCACUUCGACAUUUUCAAGAGCACGUUUAGGAUUUUGAUCGUUUUUUGACUGUUUAUAAGCAUCAGAGAGGCUCUAAAAAUGGACCCGGGAAUCCACUUUGAACACUGGAGAGAAUUCUUCUUUUUUUGCCUGAUUUUUUCUGUGUCGUCUGGAGAGGUGCGUUACGUCCUUCCGGAGGAGAUGCUGACAGGUUCUGUAAUCGGGAACAUCGCACGGGAUCUGGGUCUGCAAGUGAGGGAGCUCGGUGCUCGUCGCGCCCGUGUUGUUGCAGACGGAACGAGCCGGCUGUGCGAACUGGACUUGUCAUCUGGCAAUCUUUUAAUCAGCCAACGGAUCGACCGAGAGGAGCUUUGCGCACAGGGAAGCGUGUGCACCAUCCAGCAUCAGCUUUUACUAGAGGACCCCCUCCAAGCAUUCAGUCUACUUUUAGACAUUGCAGACAUUAACGACAACACUCCAGUGUUUGCUGCAGAGGAGAUUAAUCUUGAUUUGGUUGAAUCCACUGUGCUUGGGAGACGUUUUCCACUGGAGAGUGCGCAUGACCCUGAUCUGGGCACCAACUCUGUCAGUGAAUACAAAUUAAGCCCAAAUGACCAUUUUGGCCUGGAAAUGAGUACCCAAAUAAAUGGUAAUGCAUAUCCAGAGCUUGUUCUUAAAAAGGCACUGGACCGAGAGGCUGAAGCUGAACAUGUAAUGAAAAUCAAUGGCAUUGACCGGGGAAGUCCAGCCAGAACUGGGACUGCUUCUAUCCGUAUCCGUGUUUUGGAUGCCAAUGAUAAUGUCCCAGUUUUCAGCCAACGCGUUUACAGAGCAUCUGUUCCAGAAAACUCUGUCACAGGAACUUUAAUUGUGCAACUGAAUGCCACAGACUCAGAUGAUAGUUUAUAUGGAGAGGUUACAUACUCUUUCAGUCAUCUGACAGACAAGACGAGAGGAGUUUUUCACAUUGACCCUCUGACCGGUGAAGUUCGAGUCGCAGGUGUCAUUGACUACGAGGAGGCGAGUACUCAUGAAUUGGACGUCCAAGCUAAAGAUGGCGGCGGCCAGGCCUCCCAUUGCAAGCUGAUCAUUGAUGUCAUCGACGUCAAUGACAACAAACCCGUGAUUGAAAUAAAGUCAGCGUCAGCAAACAUCCUGGAAGACGCCAAACCCGGAACAAUGGUGGCCCUCAUCAACAUUUAUGACAUGGACACUGCGAAUAGUGGAAACGUUGCAUGUUCCAUUCCUGACAAUGUCCCGUUUCAAAUUGAAUCAGAAGUGAAAAACUAUUAUAUGUUGGUGACAUCUGACAUGCUAGACAGAGAGGUUCAAUCGGUGUAUAACAUUACUGUUACUGCCACUGACUCGGGCACUCCCCCUCUGGAGAGUGUAAAAGUUUUAACAAUAGUGAUUAACGAUGUAAAUGACAACCCCCCAACUUUUACCCAGCACGAGUACACCGCCAACAUCCUAGAAAACCAACCUGUUGGCACGUUUGUUUUGAAAGUCACAGCGCAGGACAUGGACGAUGCAUCUAAUGCUAAAUUAAUAUACCAAAUAUCAAAAGAGACCGAUUUGGAAGUUUCCUCUUAUCUUACCAUUAACAUGGAAACAGGAGAGCUUUUCACAUCGCGGCUUUUUGAUUAUGAGAAGUCAGUUUACUUCCAAAUCAAGGUGGAAGCCCGCGAUAGUGGCGACCCCCAACUCACCACCACCUGCACUGUCAACGUUUUUAUAAAGGAUCAAAAUGACAACACGCCAGUCGUUCUAUAUCCUGUACAAGCCUUUGUAGCUGAGGAUGUAGUACCCUUGGAAGCACCGAGAGGCUAUUUAGUCACUAAGGUGGUUGCUGUAGACGCCGACUCGGGCCACAAUGCGUGGUUGUCUUACAGAAUAAUCAAAGAAACACAGCCCAAUCUGUUUAUGGUGGGAUUACACACCGGUGAAAUUAGAACUCUGCGAACCUUUAUGGAGUUUGAUGAACCUAAGCAAACAGUUAUUAUUGCGGUAACAGAUAACGGGGUAGAAGCCCUGUCUGCAACAGCGACAGUUAGUAUCGCCAUUGGAGAGGGGUUGCCAGUUCUACAAGAUCUCUUUGAACUAGUUGAUGAAUCCCAGGACAACGAUAGUUUGAGGCUUUAUUUGAUUAUUGCCCUGUUCACCGUUUCUUUCCUCUUAAUACUUUUAAUCAUCGGAGUUUUUUAUUUCAAGCUUUGUCGCCGUAGUUAUGUCUACCGUUCAACGGCAGCUAGUCUUCCUGUUUUCCCCACGUACUAUCCACCUAGUUUCACAGAUUUUAGUCACUGUGGGACAUUGCUGAAAGAUGAUCGGUAUGAUCCGUUUCUGACCACAGGCUCAUGGAGAGGCGAUUUUCGCUUCGGUUCAAACACAGACACCGACACGCUAAAGAAAAGAAGCGCCGCAUACCAAAAGAACACCUUAAGGCGCAUCAGCGCUGACAGAUCAACCCUGAAGGUUCGGGCUGGUCCGUCACAUCCUUGUUAUGUGGUCACUUGAAAAAGUCUGCACACACCUGUUCAAAAAGCAGGAUUUUAAGGUAUUAAAAAAAUAUGACAAGGAUAAAUUAUUUUAAAACAUUGCAAAAGUGUGCACACCUUAGAGUUCAUAGCUAACCGAUCACAUUCAAACUCCAUGAAAUGUGAGUCUGUCACACCGAUUCAACCUAAAAAAAAGAAAGACAGAAAGAAAGAAAGAAAGAAAGAAAAAAAAAAUCUAUUUUAAUUCAUGAAAACCUCUAUUUGAACAGGAUUCUGUACUUUUCUAAUACUAAAUGAAAAACAUGUUGACUAUUCAAACACAUUAACACUCUACUUCAUUAUACUAUUUGUUAUAUGAUCUAAACUAUGCACUACAUUAUAAUACAGCACAAUUCGAAAUCUCUACAAAGUGGAAGCAUAAUAAAAGUAUUUUGAAUUCAAUAUCUUUGCUACUUUAGACUGUGCUGACGAUGUAGCCAUUGAGCUUAGUUUGUAAUAAAAAGCUGUAAAGAUUUGAAUAGAAACCAAGGCAUCAAGUUAUAUUUUUAAAUACAUUUAUUUUGUGCAGUUUUGUUCUGUAUAUAUGCAUGGAACUAUUCACCUUUAAAAUAAUUUUGUGAAACCAAUUAAAUGUUUAAUUAGCACGUAAAUUGAUCUUUGUUUUGUUUUGUGUUUGUUAAUUAAAUGCACUUUUCUUCUAAAUACUUCUUUUUCUUGUAUCGUUAGUUAAGCUUUGUUGUUCUUUCAUUGCUGCAAGUCACUAAGAACACCUCUCAACUGCAAUAUUUUCUCAAUUGUUUCCUCAUUUUCAACUUUCUCUCAUUUGCUAUGAAGAAAUAUCUUGCUAUUGUGCCAUGUGACCACCAAACUUGUAAGACCUGUAAAACAUUCAUUUACUAGCACAGGUUGGUGAUUUCUAAUUCACCUGACUUUUCCAUACUUUCCCUCCACCCCAUGUUUUUUUAAAAUCAUUUUUACAGCAUGUGUCAGCUUUGUCUUGUUCACGCAGGUCAACGCUGUUCCCUUUUUAAUCUGUGGCCAUGAGUAAUUCUAUAAUAAGUCUUUGUUAUGUGACACUGCAAUGCCAUGUUGUAAUCAAAUGUUUGACUAAAUUCUUAAAUAAAUUUUGAUUUUGUAACAAAACAUUUU
Molecule: messenger RNA, 3868 nt
Organism: Corythoichthys intestinalis (scribbled pipefish)
Lineage: Eukaryota; Metazoa; Chordata; Actinopteri; Syngnathiformes; Syngnathidae
Product: protocadherin gamma-A6
Exons: 1
Coding region: 321-2738 (805 amino acids)
Biological process (GO): homophilic cell-cell adhesion
Cellular component (GO): plasma membrane
Molecular function (GO): calcium ion binding
Source: RefSeq, a predicted model, not a curated record